CCUUUGUCCCCGUCCUCCAACCUCGUCUCGCGCCCCAGCACGGGCACCCCUCCUUGCUCACCCACCGCCUCUCCUCUGCCUCCCCCCCCUCGUAUACAGAACCCACCACCCAAAUUUUGCCGGAAUCCACCGUGUGUCGCCUCGAUUCGCCUCCGGAAGCUGCACCUCCUUCGGCGCGGGGUGGGAGGAGGGGCUGGUCCGGUCUUGUGUCGGUGGAUCUAAGGGUUCUUCCAGGCUGUUCGGCUGCGGAGGUGCGGAAUUGGGAGGGGAGUGGUUGAGGGUUUUGUUGUGCUAGCCGCGGAGCCGCGCCAUGGAGUAUGGUCCCGACGACAGUAGCGGAACAGGAACUGAUGAUGAUCUUCCACCACCAUAUCACAACAGAGGUAUGAGAGGCAGUGGGCGUAUCGGUGGUAAUGGAAGAGAUAUUGUUAGUGCUGGCCCAUAUUCUAGACCUCAACCUCUGAUUGAUAUGGAGACACAAAUACACCAGCUUGAGCAAGAUGCAUACUGUUCAGUUCUUCGUGCAUUCAAGGCACAGUCUGAUGCUAUUUCAUGGGAAAAGGAAAGUCUCAUCACUGAACUUAGGAAGGAGCUAACAGUAUCUGACAAGGAACACAGGGAGUUAUUAAACAGAGUGAAUAAUGAUGAUAUUAUCCGAAGAAUAAGGGAAUGGAGGGAGUCAACAGGUGGGCUUCAGACAAAUUUGGUGAAUAACAAUCAGCGUUCACAUGAUCCAUUGCCCAGCCCUACGACCUCUUCUCGCAAGAGGCAAAAGACAUCUCAAUCCAUUCCUUCUGCGUCUGUACCUGCUCCACCUCCUGCUCAUUCGCAGGCACUAACUGCACCAAUGCAACCGCCAUCAUCAGCAGUGAAAAAGGCAACUCCGCUUGGCAUAAAAGGCAAAAAGACUAAACCAGGCCAGAGAAUACCUGGGGCUCCUGCAGUCAAGCCCAUGCCAUCUUCUGCUAGUUCUAGUGGAAGGGGACCAAUUAUGAAUAGGAACUCAUCUGGUGGUAUUCCUCCUGAAACGAUACAAUUAGAUCCAUUAAUUGGUCGUAAAGUCAUGACCCGGUGGCCUGAUGAUAAUAGCUUUUAUAAAGCUGUCAUAACCGAUUAUGAUCCACAGAAGGGUCGUUAUGCAUUGGUUUAUGACAUGAAUACACCAAGCGAGACCUGGGAGUGGGUUGAUUUUACCGAGAUGGCACCUGAAGAUAUAAGAUGGGAAGGCGAGGACCCUGGAAUAAAUGAGCGAGGUCGCGGUGCACUUCACGCCAGCAAAAAGUCAGGCAGCCGUAGUGGCCCUGCGUCAGGUGCCGGAAGGGGUAGAGGACCCCAAAAGAACACAUUCAGGAAAGACUUUUCACCUUCACAGAAUGGUGUUGGAAAGAAAAGUUCUGGUUACAUAGAAAUACUCCAUACAGAAACACUUAUAAAAGAGGUGGAGAGGGUUUUUGGUGCAAACAACCCUGACCCCCUUGAGAUGGAUAAGGCUAAAAAAGCGCUCAAGGAGCAUGAACAAUCUUUGAUCGAUGCAAUUGCAAGGCUUGCGGAAGCAUCAGAUGGUGAAAUUGAUAAGCGCACGCAAUCCUUGGAGCACAGCCAGGGAUGGAGGAACAAACAGGGUGGAAACUAUGCAGAUAUCGCCAUUGAUGGUCACAUGGUUGGAGACGCCGAUGUCGUGUAAACAGUUGCUGAACUUCACGCGGAACUCCUGUAUAAGCUAUUUUAACCUGAUGUAUAAAUUUAACGCUGAUUUAUUUUACAUUUAGCGUGAGGUUCAAAAUUGUCUCUAGUUCCUAAUAAUUGUAUCAGUUGUUAGGAUGACCUCUCUGCUUCGUGUUUGAAAAUUAAUGCUGGCAAAGGGGCUUUAUAGAAUUUAGUUUUCUCCUGAUUAUUUACCCCAAUCUACUUGGGGACAUUUUUUCUGUUUAUUCUUUUAUACUCCCUCCGUCAAAAUAUUACAUGUAUCUGGACGUUUUUUGAUAUAAAUACAUUCAUAUUUUUGAGUCA
Brachypodium distachyon (stiff brome) is the source of this 2010-nucleotide messenger RNA. RefSeq names its product protein EMSY-LIKE 3. The record is from RefSeq and is a predicted model, not a curated record. Gene Ontology annotation, biological process: defense response to fungus. Gene Ontology annotation, cellular component: nucleus. The transcript is spliced from 10 exons. Lineage: Eukaryota; Viridiplantae; Streptophyta; Magnoliopsida; Poales; Poaceae. The coding region runs from base 311 to 1684 and encodes 457 amino acids.